This is a messenger RNA of Paramecium sonneborni, 359 nucleotides long. The record is from the annotation of a GenBank genome assembly. NCBI's taxonomy places the organism in Eukaryota, Ciliophora, Oligohymenophorea, Peniculida, Parameciidae.
GCUAAAUCAAUAAUAUAUGAUGAAAUGAUGAAAUUUAACAUUUGCGAUUAUAUUAAUAAAUAAGAAGCAUAGAUAACUUAUAACGAAGAAAAUUUACAAAAAUUCAAGAGAAAAAUCGAUUUAUUCGAACAAAAUUUAUGUGAGUAGUUUUUUAAGUCUUAUAAAUCUAUGAGAUUGAAUAAAUUUAUAGAAAUCAAAGAAAAGUAAAUAAGUGGUAAAGAAAAACUGUUAGAGUUAUCUAAACAAUUACAUGAAUUGGAAUAAAGAAAAAAAAAAUAAUUAUUUUAACUAAAUUUAAAAGAAACCUAUUUCACAUAAAAAUUGAGAGCUGCUAAAUGUUUAUUAGAAAGAUUGUGAUC